This is a messenger RNA of Alternaria atra, 1401 nucleotides long. RefSeq lists its product as uncharacterized. The coding region runs from base 1 to 1401 and encodes 466 amino acids. Gene Ontology annotation, biological process: DNA repair. The transcript has 3 exons. NCBI's taxonomy places the organism in Eukaryota, Fungi, Ascomycota, Dothideomycetes, Pleosporales, Pleosporaceae. The record is from RefSeq and is a predicted model, not a curated record. Gene Ontology annotation, cellular component: nucleus; Smc5-Smc6 complex.
AUGAACUCAGACAAAGAGAAUGAGCACCCUGAGACACGCGACAACACCCCACGGCGAGGCAAAGCCAGUGGCCUGCGGAGCGCGUCGGUGCGUAUGCCAACACCCGAUUCUGGCUCAACAUCUGGAAACGGCGGUAAGAGGAGGAGAACCGACAACUACACCAUGGCCCGCUCGCAAAUUCGUGAGGAUGCACAUCGCGAGAACGAUGAAGAGGAACAGGACGAGGACGAGGACGAGGACGAAGAGGUGGAAACGCCCUCGCAACUCCCCUCACAACCCCUGCCUGAGCCUGAUGAGGAAGGCGACCUCAAGUUUUACAACCCCAAUCAAGACCCAGAGGCGCGAAGGAGACUGCGUGCAAACAUGCGUGAGCACCAGCGCAUGCUGGAUGAUAAUCGCGACGACCUCGUCAAAUCGCGCGACAGCGGACUGCUCGAUGCUCUCAAGACACAAAACAGUUUGUUCGGCAAAGUGCGACAAACGGCCGACGCCACAGUUGACUCUCGCUUCUUGGUCAACGCCAGCGACCUAGCAGGCAAGAAGCUCAACAACAGCUUAGGGAAUUCUGGCGUAGGCAUCGACCUGGAUCAGUUCGUUUCCAAGUGCAUAUAUUUCAUGAAAUCUGGCGGCCAUAUCGCAGGCGAGGAAGACGCACCAGUAGUACCCGUGGGCGACGACGACGAUGAAGAUCCAGAUGGCCUUGACUGGGCACUACUAGGUCGGAAAGCAUGUUUCCCCUGCAACAGGCGGCCGCCAACAUCGAGUUUCCUGCUUGGUCCCUUAUCCGUACAGAAGCGCGUUCGUGUAACUCAACGAAAAGCCCGAUCGCAACGACAACCAGUCGGCCCAGCAACUCGACCUGAGGAGAUCACAACCGGGAAUACGCAGCAGAGCAACAACGACACCCAACUGACAUUGGUCAGGGGUAUCAGGGAACGCUUAGUAGAGCACAUCUCAGCUGCGGAACCUUUGGUCAACCAAGAACUCGAGGAAAUACCGGAAGAGGAAAUGACAGACGAGGAUCAAUCUGCUGCUCUUAGACGCCACAGAUUAGCCAUGACCAAUGAAGGAACACCUGCCGUCAGUCUACUAGACUUUGCUAUCAAUCCCCAUGACUUCGCGCAGACGGUAGAAAAUCUCUUCUACAUUAGUUUCUUGGUGAGAGAAGGGAAUGCCGAGAUUGUCAAAGAUGCCCACGGGCUUCCGCUCCUUCAACCGGCACACCCCAGCGCAGUCUCAGAACACCGAGGGAAGGAUGUCCAAAAGCAUCAAGCCGUCUUCAGCAUUGACUUCCCUGCCUGGCGGAUGUUCAUUGAAGCAUAUGAUAUUACAACGCCACUCAUACCACAGCGCGAAGUAGAGGCGGCAAACGUUGGCGCUACCGGUUGGUAUAACGGAUAA